AUGUCUGGCCAUCAUAAUCAUCAUCAUCGUCGUCGCCGUCGAUGUUUCUCAUUGAAAAGAACGAGUGAAUAUGCUCAACAUUGGUUUCAUGAACGUACAUCAUCCUUAUCACGUCGACAUCAAUCUCUCAAACGCAACACUUUAUCGUCUAUCGAUAUAAGUCAGAAGAAUAUUGGCCAAAGAAUGGCCAAAAAAAAUUAUGAUCUCCUAUUUAAAUUAUUAUUAAUUGGCGAUAGUGGUGUUGGUAAAACAUGUGUUUUAUUCCGAUUUUCUGAUGAUGCAUUUAAUGCGUCAUUUAUUUCCACAAUUGGAAUUGAUUUCAAAAUAAAAACUAUUGAACUCGAUGGACGAAAAAUCAAACUACAGAUAUGGGAUACUGCUGGUCAAGAACGAUUUCAUACAAUCACUACAUCUUAUUAUCGUGGAGCAACAGGAAUAAUGCUUGUUUAUGAUGUAACACAAGUCCGAUCAUUUGAAAAUAUAGAUAAAUGGCUACGUAAUAUCGAUGAUCAUGCAUCUGAUGAUGUUGUUAAAAUGCUCAUAGGAAAUAAAUGUGACAUGGACGAUAAACGUUGUAUUACUCGAUCACGUGGUGAAGCAUUAGCACGUGAACAUUCAAUACCAUUUCUUGAAACAUCAGCAAAGAAUAAUGUUAAUAUCGAAAAAGCUUUUUUUGAAAUGGCACGACUUAUAUUAAAAAAGACUCCAACAAAUUCAUCGGAAACAACACCGGGUGGUUCUAUUGGUGUAUUGCAGGGAAAUAAACAAACGAAUCAAUCAAAUUGUAUGAAUUGUAUGUGA
Messenger RNA from Adineta steineri, 801 nucleotides. The record is from the annotation of a GenBank genome assembly. Lineage: Eukaryota; Metazoa; Rotifera; Eurotatoria; Adinetida; Adinetidae.